AUGUCGGCCAACGCUGCGUCCUCCAAAGACCACAAGGUCAAGGAGCCCCAACCUGGCCAGCCAAUGUACGGAUGUGAGCAUGUCGGACGUCUAUUUAACCAAGAUCAAGCGACCAUCAACAUGUCCAUACAACAUUACAAGACCAUCCUGCGGGCCCUGUUCGACAUCAACCCUAUGGUCCCCCAAACGGCCAGGGGCAUGGAUGGCCUGGUUGUGACAUCCCUUACCCCGACUUACCUUUGUUUACAAUGUCCCUCGACCCUCACUGAAGAUGACCUCUCAAAACAUGGCAGCAAAAAAUCACAUCGCUUCUAUGUUGAGUCGAGGUGUGGUGCAUUGUAUUGCCAAAUGUGCGACGACAUCGUCUGGGACCCUACCUUUGAGGAUUUGAGGUUAAAGAAGCUCGGCACAGGGUCAUUUUUCGGCAGCCGAAAGCGUAAACAUGAAGAACUCUUCGCUCCUGACCCCGUCAAGGACGCGCCCCAGUAUAUAUCAACCAACACCACCCUCGCCACCUGCAAGGCAAAUGGUCUCCGUGGCAUCUAUAACGCCGGAGCAACUUGCUAUCAAAACGUCGUACUCCAGUCAUUUCUCCAUAAUCCUAUAUUACGCAACUUCUACCUGAGCGAUGGGCAUCAAUCAGGCAGUUGCGACACUCCCCACUGCCUCAGUUGUGCCAUGGACGAUAUGUUCCAGGAGUUUUAUGCCAGCGAAACCACGAACGGCUACACCGCUGCCAAUAUUUUGUCAGGCUUCUGGAUCAGUGAGAAGAAGGCUUUUGAGAACUUGGUGGCCAACAAAGAGCAAGAUGCCCAUGAGUUUUUCCAGUUCAUGGCAGAGGAAUUACACGAGAGAAAUGGCGACGGCAAGAGACCUGAAAUUGGCAGUGAGCAUACGUGCAACUGCAUCAUCCACCAAACAUACUACGGAAAAUUACAGACGUCAACAACGUGCCAAAACUGCGGGGGCGUUACGAACCAAGCUCAGAGCUUUUUGGAUCUCAGUGUUCCCUUGGAGAAUUUGACGCAAAAAAGGGGCAAGAAGAACUUGGCUAAUGGUGACGGACCGGCGAGGUCGCAAACCAGUGUCACUCUCCAGGAAUGCCUGGACGAGGAAUACAUCAAGUCCGACAAGUGCGAGUAUCGGUGUCAGAACUGCAAUUCAGUACAGCAAGCAAGGAGACAGACCAGUAUCAAGAAGUUACCCAACGUUCUGUCUAUCCAGCUCAAGAGGUUCGAGUUCAAACAAGGGCGUAACGACCGUGCCCAGAAAAUCGAGACGCCGGUUCAAUUUCCCUUACAGCUCAACAUGCUGCCUUACACGACACGCGCACGAACACAGGAUCUCAAGCAGGAUUACGAGCUACAGCGGUCCUGCACUUACGAUCUUCUUUGUGUCGUUGUGCAUGUUGGUGACAUGGAUACCGGUCAUUACAUUUCUUAUUGCCGUGUCGGCGAGCAGUGGUUUGCAUUCAACGACCACAAAGUUGAACUGGCCCAGAAGUCUGACGUGCUGAACGCAAAGGCCUAUCUUCUUUUUUACAUUGUUCGUUCUUUGUCUUGA
Molecule: messenger RNA, 1563 nt
Organism: Sordaria macrospora k-hell
Lineage: Eukaryota; Fungi; Ascomycota; Sordariomycetes; Sordariales; Sordariaceae
Biological process (GO): protein deubiquitination
Molecular function (GO): cysteine-type deubiquitinase activity
Source: RefSeq, a predicted model, not a curated record